AUGGAAUAUAGGUUAUUGGGCAACACAGGCUUAAAAGUUUCUGCUAUUGGCCUAGGUAAUUGGUUAAAUUGUGAUAAUCCUGAUUGGCAAGAAAGAACUAAUGAGAUUGUGAAAAAAGCUUGGGACUUGGGUAUCAACUUCUUUGACACUGCUGAAGUCUAUGGAUUUGGUGAAGGAGAAAAGCAGUUUGGUAUUGCACUCAAAGCUUUGAAUAUCCCAAGAGAGGAACUUGUAAUUUCUACAAAAAUAUUCUGGGGAACUAUGUGGGAUGAUAGAGUUAGAGUUAAUUAACUUGGUUUAAAUAGAAAGCAUAUUAAGGAAGGAGUUAAGAACUCCCUUAAAAGACUUUAAUUAGACUAUGUUGAUAUUGUUUUUUGCCAUAGAUUCGAUCAUGAAACUCCUCUAGAAGAAGUCGCUCGCGCAUUCACUGAAUUAAUUUAAGAAGGCUACAUCCAUUAUUGGGGUACUUCUGAAUGGAGUGCUGCAAAUAUCUAUGAACUCAGAGAGGUAUGUGCUGAAUAGAAUUUGAUUAAACCUUCUGCUGAAUAACCUCAAUACAAUAUGUUUGUUAGGGAUAGAUUCGAAGCUGAAUAUGCUCGUCUUUUUGAUAAAGUAAGAAUGGGUUCUACUAUAUUCAGUCCUCUUCUUUGUGGUAUUCUUACUGGUAAGUAUAACUAAGGUGGUAUUCCUGAAGGCUCAAGAUGGUAAACAUUCUCUGAAAACUAAUUCCUCAAACAAAUAUGGAACAACUUCUUUACUCCUGAAAAGAAAGAUAAACUCAUUCAAAUACUAUAAAGUUUGGAAAAACUUGCUUAAGAAUUAGGCAUGAGUUAAUCUUAGCUUGCUAUGAGCUGGGUUAUUGCUAAUAAAGAUGUUUCUUCUGCUAUUACAGCAAGCUCAAAAAAAGAGCAAUUAGAAGAAAUUGUUAAGAGUGUAGAGUUAUACAAAAAGAUUACUCCUGAAAUUAGCAAAAGAAUUGAUGAAUUAAUAGGAAACUCUCCUGACUAAGGUCUUGACUUUAAGUAUUAUGCUCCAUUACCUAAAAGAAGAUGA
Molecule: messenger RNA, 1053 nt
Organism: Tetrahymena thermophila SB210
Lineage: Eukaryota; Ciliophora; Oligohymenophorea; Hymenostomatida; Tetrahymenidae
Product: aldo/keto reductase family oxidoreductase
Exons: 1
Source: RefSeq, a predicted model, not a curated record